CCCCGCACCCCUCCCGCAGGCGGUGCGGCGGGAGCGGCGCCCCCUCUCCGCUUCACCACCCGCGCCACGCCCGCCGGCGCAGCGCCGGCUCCUGCGCGGCCGCCCCACCGGCAGCAGGCGGCCGGGAGCCGCGGGGAGGCGGAGGCGGGGGAGGCGCUGCCGCCGGGCGCUCUCCGUCCGCCCCACACCGACGUCGGCGUGAAACCCCGCCGGCGGCCUGGGAGGAUCGGGGCGGUAGGCGCGUCGCGGGUGAGAAGCGGCAGAUGCUUCCGGAGGCGCAGCCCCGCCGGAGGGGGUCUGCCCUGGCCAGUGCCUGUCCGUGUGCCGGCUGAAGCGCUCGGCCAGCCCGCCCCCUCCGGGACGCGGGCACCCACCGGGAGGGUGUCGGGGAGCGGGCGGAGCCAUGCGCCCCUCCGAGGAGUGACGGGCCGUCCAGUCUGCGCCGCUGCGGACGCCGAACCACCGCGGAGGUGGCCCGAGGUGACAGGAGGCCGGGAGAGGUGCCGCGCCAGCGCCGGGAGCGCUGCCACCAAAGGUCAGCUACAACGUGUCUCUCCAGGAAGACUCCACAAUGAAAAAAACAACCCACAAUUGCUUCUUAGUGAUCAUCCUUCUACUUAGAAUGGUUCCAAGUCUUUCUUCUACUGUAAAUUAUACUGAUCCUACAUUAGAGCCUGUAGUAACUGAAAAUUCAGUCAUACGACAGAAGAUAAUAGAUUCGCAGUUCAAAUGCUAUGAGAGGAUGAACAGAGCUCCUCCGUAUAAGAAAAAAGGUCUGUUCUGCAACCGAACGUGGGACGGCUGGUUGUGCUGGGAUGACACACCUGCUGGCAGAAUCACUGCUCAGAAUUGUCCAGAUUAUUUUCCAGACUUUGAUCCAACUGAGAGGGCUUCAAAAUACUGUGAUGAAACUGGAAACUGGUUCCGCCAUCCUGAGAGCAACCGAACGUGGUCCAACUAUACCCUGUGCAACUCUUUCACUUCUGAAAAAUUAAAGAUGGCGUUCAUACUUUAUUAUAUGGCGAUCGUUGGCCAUGCUUUGUCUAUAACAUCACUGUUGAUUUCCUUGGCAAUUUUCUUCUAUUUCAAGAGCCUCAGCUGUCAGAGGAUAACACUGCAUAAGAAUUUGUUUUCUUCUUAUGUGCUGAACUCCGUGUUUACAAUUGCCCACCUCAUUGCUGUUGUGCCUAACCCAGGCCUUGUAAAAAGGGAUCCUGUAAGCUGCAAAGUCCUGCAAUUCUUUCAUCAGUACAUGUUGGGCUGCAACUACUUCUGGAUGCUCUGCGAAGGCAUUUAUCUUCACACACUGAUUGUGGUGGCAGUGUUUGCUGAGGAGCAGCGUUUGCACUGGUAUUACCUCCUGGGCUGGGGGUUCCCUUUAGUGCCAGCAUCUAUUCACGCUGUUGCAAGAGCCAGAUACUUCAAUGACAACUGCUGGAUGAGUGUUGACACGCACUUGCUCUAUAUUGUUCAUGGACCUGUAAUGGCAGCUUUAUUGGUCAAUUUUUUCUUUUUGCUUAACAUUGUCCGAGUUUUGGUGACAAAGCUGAGAGAUACCCACCGUGCUGAGUCCAACAUGUAUAUGAAAGCUGUCAGAGCCACUUUAAUCCUGGUGCCCUUGCUAGGAAUUCAGUUUGUUAUUAUUCCCUGGAGACCAGAAAACCGACUCGCUGGAGAAAUAUAUGAUUACAUCAUGCAUAUAUUAAUGCAUUACCAGGGCUUACUUGUGGCAACUAUAUUCUGCUUCUUCAAUGGUGAGGUACAAGGAGCUUUGAAGAGGCAGUGGACACAGUACAAAACCCAGUGGGGCCAAAGGCGCCGAGAACACUGUUCCACUCGAUCUACCUCCUACACUGCAACAUCAAUCACAGAGGUCCCUGUCUACCUGUACCAUCAUGAUUCCAACAAUGAACAGUUAAAUGGAAGAUACGUAGAGGACUCGGAACUUGUGGCAUUAAAAUCUGGGGAGACGUCUGCCUAACUUAGUACCAGCCAUUGCAAAUACAUAGCAUUUCACAUUCUGCUUGUGAACAAAGUGGGGACAAAGGUGGGUCCAAACGCAAGCCACUGUGUCAGAAGGCAAGACGAGGUGAAAACACAUCAUAUUCAAACCACAUCAGCCUCUGACAGCAAUGGCAUAGAGGGAGUCUGAUGCAGAUCUGGGAAUAACAUUUCUUCCUGUGUGCUGCAGCAGGGAGUGAACAGGGACCUACUCUCCAGGGUAUGUAAUCUUCACAUCUCCUGAUACCAGCCAUGGGAAGUGACCAUCCAACAGUAGUAAGUGCCAGGUAGCCCAUAGCAAAUAGGAAAGAACGAACCAGUACGAGGCACUUGGAGCCUUUCAGUACUUUUUGCUUUCAGUACUUUAACACUAGAUUUUGAACUAUAUCAACUUUCACAAGAUGUAACUGGCUUGGAGUCCUUUAUUUUCCCCCUUCUAAUAAGCUCAAUGACUGCUUCAAAGAUUUUGCACAUUGCAAGACAAAUCAAACAUAUGAACAGAAAAAGAGUCACUCUAGAGUAUUCAAAUCUUGAUCUCCAAAGGAUGCCCAAAAUAUUACCAUCCCCAAAGGAUACCCUAAAAUAUUAUCAUCCCAUUAACAGGCGCAUAAAGCAAAGGAAGGUGAAAUAGUCAUUGCAUACCAAGAUCUCAAACACCCUCAGAGAAACAGGUCAGUUCUUUAGGCUGCAUCACACAAGUCCUGAAGGCAUCUCAAAAUAGUUUUUGUUUAACAAUUCCGGUAGAUCAAGAAUUUUUAUUUACAGGAAAAAUUUUCAGCCUAUCACUCUUCCGAGGAACUCAUCAUUAAGGGACAAUUCUUUCACUCUGAAUAAACUGAAAUUUGUUUGGAAAUCAUUAUUUUCUUUAAUAACCAUUCUGAGGUGAGUGCUUGUCUCUGUUAUAAAAUUAUGACCAUGGCAGUAAAGGAUCCCAGGUAAGAAAUAGGAGAUUAAUGUCUUAGCACAGGAAGCAUCUAUUUUUAGAAUCUGGUUCAGAGUCCCUAAUCUUAAAUUAGUCCUGCCAUAAACAUUGAUAAUCUAUUUUAGAUUCUACUGAAGUUAGCAGACAAAUCCCCAUUGACUUAGAUGAGCAGUGAACAACUCUCUUCAGUGUUCAGGAAUGACUUAUGCAAUACAGCUCAGUGUAGACCUUGAAAACAGAAGACAAUUUCAUCCUUAGUGAUUUGAAACCAUUUUUACAUCUUGUGUUCAGCCAGGCUCAGUUUUUCCUUCACUGACACAGCUAGACCCUAAGCUUUACGCUUCAUUUGUAAAUUUUAAGUGGAGGGCUUCUGUACGUGUCUAUCUACAGAAGUCACCAUCUCGCUGGAGAAGUUUCUUCCCGGAAUGAGUUUGUGAGGGACAAGCAUAUACCGAGCACUACGAGAGGGGACUGAAUUCUCACUAUCUGUACAUGAGGCAAUGCCUUGCAGGGAAGGGGUUUGCUCUGCUUGUGCCACCAGCACAUGCACACAGCCGCUGUGCACUACUAAAGCUUCCUCUGAAGUGUGAGGAGUGAGCUUGCAGCACCGUGACUGUAGAACAAGACAGGAGCUGGGGAAGAGGAACUAACUGACCACCAACGUUGCAGAUUAUCCCGUGGUUAAUCCAGUGGAACGUUUACAGGAAAAUACUAUCAAUCAUGUGCAUUUGUUCAAGCCACAUACCUAUUUUUCAGACUUCAAGGAAUAUGAAGGUGGUUAUUUUUUCAGACAACAGUAUUUCGCAUAUUGCUAUUUCUACUUUUACCUGUGAACAAUGGGAAGUGGCAGAUUCAGGCAUUAAAAAAAAUAAAGUGGCUCUGCCAUGAAUGCUGUAUUUCUGAAUAGCUUUGGGGCACACCGCACUUCCCAGGAGUGCUGCAGAAGGCAUUCCUAGUUUCUAAAGACACAAAUGAGCUGAUGGUAAAAGAAGUGUGCAUAAUACGGAGUUUAAUAAUGAACAUGUUGGUUUUAAUAUUGUACACGUUUACAACAUGUAAGUGCAACUUGUUUCACAGUCUAUUAUGUUCAUAUGGAUGUACAAAAUGGAAAUGCUUUGCCAUUA
This is a messenger RNA of Strigops habroptila (Kakapo), 4047 nucleotides long. It is a transcript of the gene CALCR, whose product is annotated as calcitonin receptor. Gene Ontology annotation, molecular function: amylin receptor activity; calcitonin receptor activity. Lineage: Eukaryota; Metazoa; Chordata; Aves; Psittaciformes; Psittacidae. Gene Ontology annotation, biological process: adenylate cyclase-activating G protein-coupled receptor signaling pathway; cell surface receptor signaling pathway; positive regulation of cytosolic calcium ion concentration. The transcript is spliced from 13 exons. The coding region runs from base 572 to 1981 and encodes 469 amino acids. Gene Ontology annotation, cellular component: plasma membrane; axon. The record is from RefSeq and is a predicted model, not a curated record.